CGUUACAGGAAAACAAACCCCUAAUUCCUAAACCCUUUCUCUGCCGCGCUGCGCAGUGCUCCGCUUCUUUUCCCCCUUCUCCCGGUUCCAGGCUUGAUUACUCUUUCAUCGACUGUAUCUCCCUCCACCGCAGCCGCUUCCAUCUGCUCCACCGCCUGCUCGCAGCCUAAGCCACCGUAUCCCUAAGCAAGUGGGGUUCGGUCUUUUUCACCCAUUUGCUCAAUCAGGUGCGGUUGUUGGUUUUGGCUGCCUUUCUACCGCAAUCCUUCUCGGAGGGACUUCUUCAACCCUGGACGGCAUUGCAGGGUUGAGAUGCUGAAGGCGACUUACGUGAACAGCUCACUCGAGUGGAAGCCGUCUCCAGUUGUAGCCCUAGCUUCCAGCGCCGAUGACUCCCAAGUUGCCGCCGCUAGGGAGGAUGGCUCCCUGGAGAUUUGGCUCGUCUCUCCUGGCUCAGUUGGUUGGCACUGCCAGCUGACUAUUCAUGGCGAUCGUAGUUCAAGAGUUUCAUCGCUCGUGUGGUGUCGGGCUGGCUCGAAGGGAUUACCUUGUGGCAGAUUGUUCUCGUCAAGCAUUGAUGGGUCUAUUUCAGAGUGGGACCUUUUUCACUUGAAGCAAAAGAUUGUUCUGGAGUCAACUGCCUUCUCGAUUUGGCAGAUGGCGGUUGCACCUCCCAGUGGAGCACAUCCCUCAGAGGUCAAGUCUCAGAAUUUGGCAAAUGGCUUCUUGAAUGGCAUCCAUCAUGGUAACGAUCAUGAUGAUAAUGAAUCUAGUGAAAGUGAUGAUGAUUCAAGCUCUAACGAGCAUCUUAAUCAAGUUAUUGAAGAUACGCGCUUGGCAAUUGCUUGUGACGAUGGUUGUGUGCUUAUAUACACUGUUCCAGAAUCUGAUGAGUUGAUAUACAAUAGAACAUUGUCUAGGGUCAGUGGCCGCACUUUAUGUGUGACAUGGAGUUGUGAUGCGAGUAAGCUAUUCUCAGGCAGCAGCGAUGGUUUUAUUAGAUGCUGGGAUGCGACGCUGGGCCAUGAAAUAUAUAGAAUCACAGUUGGACUUGGUGGUCUGGGUGGUGGAACUGAAAUUUGCGUGUGGUCUCUGCUUGCACUGAGAUGUGGGACCCUCGUUAGUGCAGACAGUACUGGCACUGUUCAGUUUUGGGACUCUCAGCAUGGGACUCUCUUGCAAGCACAUUCUUAUCAUAAGGGUGAUGUAAAUGCGUUGGCAGUUGCUCCUAGUCAUACCAGGGUAUUUUCUGCUGGAUCAGAUGGUCAGGUUAUUCUUUAUAAGCUUUCUAAUGAUGUAGUUGGAUCUAGUGUUGAUACAUCUACGUCCAUUGUAAUGAAGAAAUGGGUCUAUGUUGGUUAUGUUAGAGCUCAUACACAUGAUAUUAGAGCUUUAACUAUGACUGUACCAAUCAGCCGUGAAGAUGCUUUACCUGAGGAGAAGGCGAAAAUGGGCCGGAAAAGGAGGAGGCAUAUUGAGUUUAGCUAUCACAAGUGGGCACAUUUAGGAGUUCCCAUGUUAAUUUCUGCUGGUGAUGACACAAAGUUAUAUGCUUAUUCUGCCAAGGAGUUCUCUAAGUUCUCUCCCCACGACAUCUGUCCCGCACCUCAGAGAAUGCCCAUUCACUUGGUUCUUAAUACCGUGUUCAACAAGAAUCCCUUACUUCUUGUCCAAGCAUCUAAUUCCUUAGAUAUUUUAUCUGUCCGGUCAAAUAGUGGAAACAUAGCAGAUGGUGUUCCUGGUUCAUCAAAGGGCCGUGCAACCACAGAUUUACUGGCUAGAAUAAAAACAAAAGCAUCCCGUAAGAUCAUAUGUAGUGCCAUUUCUAAUACUGGAAUGCUAUUUGCUUACUCAGACCACAUUAAGCCCAAUCUUUUUGAAUUGAAGAAGCAUGAAGCUAGCAAAAUUGCAUGGACAGUAAGCAAAAUACCACUUCCUCCCAAGUUGCCAUACUCGCAUUGUAUGAUCUUUAGUUCUGAUUCUUCAAGGCUAAUAUUGGCAGGCCACAACAGAAAGAUAUAUGUUGUUGAUAUGGAGACCUCUGAGUUAGUGCAUGCCUUCACUCCCCAGCGUCACAAUUACAAUGAGGAAUUACCGCCCUCUGAGCCUCCAAUGACAAAAAUGUUCACCAGCAACGACGGACAGUGGUUAGCUGCCGUUAAUUGCUUUGGCGAUAUUUAUGUGUUCAACAUGGAGACACAAAGGCAACAUUGGUUCAUUUCGAGACUAGAUGGUGCUUCUGUUACUGCUGGUGGUUUCCCACCACAAAAUAACAAUGUGCUUGUAGUCACUACCUCCGCAAACCAAGUUUAUGCAUUUGAUGUAGAGGCAAAACAGUUGGGGGAUUGGUCAAGGAGGCAUACUUCCUAUCUACCAAGGAGAUACCAGGAGUUUCCUGGAGAAGUUAUUGGUCUCUCUUUUCAGCCUUCGUCUGCUUCUGCAUCUGCCUUCAUUUAUAGUGCAAGGGCAAGGUGUCAGAUCGACUUCGGGAUGCCAGUGGAUAGAGAGGAAGAUGGUGACUUGGCUAACGGUCCUGUUUCCACAAAAAAGAUACGAUUGAAAACCCCGGUGAACAACGGUAGCCUGAAAAGAAUACUGAAAGAGUAUCAAACAAAGACUGAAAAUAGGAAGAACUUUGAAUUUCAUUCUUUCAGGGAUCCCGUGUUAUUCAUGAGGCACCUUUCAGAGAAUAGCAUAUUGAUCGUCGACAAGCCAUGGUUAGAUGUAGUUAAAUCUUUAGAAGCUCCUCCAGUUCACAGACAUAUAUUUGGCACUUAAAGAGUGUUGUGAAAAGAGUUAUAAUGAAUCAGUUGAUCUACAACAAGACGAAAGAGGGGAUAUCAGGUAAGGCACUCAGAAGCAGAGUGGUAAACUGAAACCGGUGGGUUUCCCUAGGCUUCCCGUGGCAGCUACUUGGGGGGAGAAUGCAGGUGCUCUCAAGCCUUGCUCAUGGGUUUCGCAUUUGAUUUGGAAAGAAGGAUUGACAGUUUUGCAGGCCAAGGUUGGCGAUUGUGGGACUUGUACUACUGCAUGGUUUGGGGGUCGGGGCUAUUUUCUUGUUGUUUAUUGGAUCCCUAUUAAUAGUUCUUCUAUGCCCUUUUUGGAGGGUUGUCUUUUUCUUUCCAUAUCUUUUUGGUGCGUUGUUUCUGGGGACCUUAUAGCAACGGUAGUAGUUCAACUCAAUUUUGUCCUAAAUUUUGGCCUAAAUCUAUACGAAAUGUACAAGUUCCCCUAACUCCAUCCUGUCCAAUGAAUUGUUGUAUUGUUUCAUA
This is a messenger RNA of Linum tenue, 3272 nucleotides long. Lineage: Eukaryota; Viridiplantae; Streptophyta; Magnoliopsida; Malpighiales; Linaceae. The record is from the annotation of a GenBank genome assembly.